Ascochyta rabiei is the source of this 984-nucleotide messenger RNA. Its product is annotated as Non-specific serine/threonine protein kinase. NCBI's taxonomy places the organism in Eukaryota, Fungi, Ascomycota, Dothideomycetes, Pleosporales, Didymellaceae. The transcript has 5 exons. Gene Ontology annotation, molecular function: cyclin-dependent protein serine/threonine kinase activity; ATP binding. Gene Ontology annotation, biological process: protein phosphorylation. Gene Ontology annotation, cellular component: nucleus. The coding region runs from base 1 to 984 and encodes 327 amino acids. The record is from RefSeq and is a predicted model, not a curated record.
AUGGCGCUACGUCUGGGCCAAAUUCUGCGUGGAGCCAGGUGGAAUUACCUUCUUGUUGAGGAUCUCGGCAACAAAUCCUCAAAUUCCAGUGUCUUCAAAGCUAAGAUCUUGCCGCAGGCCCCAACUCCACCUCCAGGGCAAUGGGCUAUUGUCAAAACCGCUUCUGAGCAGAACAGUUUGGACAUGCUAAAGCAGGAGCACGAGUGCUACCAGAACUCUGCUGUUAGGUCGUCAUGGCAUCUGCGAGCUCUUUACGAUGCUAUUGAUGUUCAUGGACCGUCAUAUUGCCUGGCAUUUGAAUGGAUGGAUUGCACUUUGAAAGACUUGUCGUCUAAAGCGCAUCAGCAAAGUCGUGUGUUACACAAAAGCAUUACUAAGGCAGUCUUAGAAGCCCUUCUUGUUCUAAAGUCACAACAUCUUGUUCACACAGACAUAAAGAACGAUAACAUCCUUAUCUCUGGCAUUGAUGGACAAUGUCCAACAGUUAAAUUAGGGGAUCUAGGGCUAGUACGCUCUGAGGGGUUUGAUAAUUAUCCUGUACAGCCAUUGGCAAUGCGCGCCCCUGAGGUCUGGUCAGGGAAGGGCUGCUACCAUUGUUCUGAUAUGUGGGCGUUUGCUGUUACGCUUUUUGACUGGAUUUCGCCAUGUGUUUUUGGCGCAAACGAUAUGCCUCAGGGUCACUGGCCGCAGCCAUGGGCAAUGGCUAAGCUCAUGCGACUAUUCCCUGGCUCUAUAACAAUUCAUCCUACUGACCCUAAUUACCAAGGAUACUUCAAGAUUGCCCAGUUGCUUGAGAAGUCAGGGUUGGACGAGAACACAGGGCCAAAAUGUUUUGAAACUCUCUCGUUUGAGGAGGAGCUGAACAAGCUCAAUAUUUCACCAGCACUUGCGGCUUUCUUUCGCUACCUGCUCGUUGUAAACCCUAUGCAAAGACCUAAGGCUAUUGAAGCGCUAGGAUCGCAGCAAUUCCAGAGCCUUGCUUAG